GACGUAUUUUGCUUUCUCAUUCUAACCAGGACGUGAGAAUGAACCUGGAAAACGGCAGCAGGCGACUGGGAUUCUGACGCCGUGAGGCUCACGACAUUCCCUUCCCAAGAUGCCUCGCCCCGAUUGAAGCCAGUGUGAUCAAAUCAACCCCCCCCCCCCCCCACCACCACACUGCCUGCGCGGAGUGGUCGUCGAUGUGUUGGUUUUGGCAUCCAUUUAUUGAAACUAGCGCAAUGUUAGCCACCAGAACGGCUGAGGAUGAGUCCCUGGAGAUGGAGGAUAUGGACACCCUGGAGCCAGACUGGUGCUGGUUCUACCUGGCCGAGUGUGGGGUGUGGCACAUGUUUGAGAUCGACCCGAGCGCUGCUUGCAACGUGACCAGCGCCCAGAUUGAGCAGUGCUACAGCCGGAACCAACGCGGCAUCAUGGAGUUUUACACGGCCAAGUACACAUACCGACUGGACUUCUCGGUCAUGCGGCAGGUCAACUUGACGACUGGGAAGCAGCGGCCAAUCAAGCGCUCCCUCCACUCCACAACCGGCUUCAGGUUUAUUUGCGACAACCUGGCCUUGCCCGUGCCGUGUCACUGGGAGAGGAUCAACACGGACGAGCCCUAUCAGCUAGUCCAUUUGAGCCGAGACACCUACGAGUUUAAAGAAGUUUCCCGGCUGUACGAAAGGACCAUGGAUCGAGCCAUUAAAUCCAUCCAGAGGAUUCAGAACUUGGAUUUGUGGGAAUUCUUUUGCAGGAAGAAAAUGCAACUGAGAAAAGUGAAGCGCACUUUUGAUAUCGAGGAGCGAAUGCUUUUCCACGGCACGGGAUGCAACAACAUCCAGGCCAUAUGCAUGUUUAAUUUUGAUUGGCGGCUCACGGGAAGCAACGGAGACGUAUAUGGAAAAGGUAGCUACUUCGCCCGGGACGCCAAGUACUCCAGUAAGUUCUGCCUCAACACCAGCAAGCACAACAGCAACCUGCACCGGCAUGGGCUGUCGGUGCCCAUCUUCGCUAGUGAACCGUCGUAUAAGAGCAUGUUCCUGGCGCGAGUGCUGGUGGGCGAGUACACGCUGGGCCACCCGCUCUACUGCCGCCCGCCUUCCAAGGACACCAGCCUCACCAAUUUCUUCGACAGUUGCGUGGACGACAUGGCCAACCCGAAAAUCUACGUCAUCUUCGACAGCAAUCAGAUCUACCCGGAAUACCUGAUCGAGUUCUAUUGAGAUUGUCCGCUUUCCCAAUCCGAGACGAGCACUUCAAGAGAUGUCAAGGCGAUCCUGUGCCUAAGAGCAUGAAUUUUAAAGUGCCUUUGAUGAGGAAGAUGACAACUCUGCAAGGAUGUUUUUUCCACUGCACGUCCAAAUGGGAUAUGGAGCAAAUGAGCUGGAAAUGCUAACAACAAUGAAACUUGACUCAUAAGUCUUACUGGCUCUAUUGUGCAGAUGUAUCUGCAUAGAGCAGCCUGCUCAUGGUCUCCAUUUUGAAAUAAUGUCAUGAGGACCGCAAUUUUCGGACUAUAAGUCGCACCGGAGUAUAAGUCGCACCAGCCAUAAAAUGCCCAAAAAAGUGAAUAAAAACAUAUAUAAAUCGCU
Messenger RNA from Syngnathus typhle (broad-nosed pipefish), 1586 nucleotides. Its product is annotated as protein mono-ADP-ribosyltransferase PARP11-like. The transcript has 7 exons. The record is from RefSeq and is a predicted model, not a curated record. Lineage: Eukaryota; Metazoa; Chordata; Actinopteri; Syngnathiformes; Syngnathidae. Bases 195 to 1217 code for a protein of 340 amino acids. Gene Ontology annotation, molecular function: NAD+ poly-ADP-ribosyltransferase activity.